Molecule: messenger RNA, 3842 nt
Organism: Falco peregrinus (peregrine falcon)
Lineage: Eukaryota; Metazoa; Chordata; Aves; Falconiformes; Falconidae
Gene: OTX2
Product: orthodenticle homeobox 2
Exons: 4
Coding region: 1900-2865 (321 amino acids)
Biological process (GO): regulation of transcription by RNA polymerase II; multicellular organism development
Cellular component (GO): nucleus
Molecular function (GO): RNA polymerase II cis-regulatory region sequence-specific DNA binding; DNA-binding transcription factor activity, RNA polymerase II-specific
Source: RefSeq, a predicted model, not a curated record
UCGCUUCAUCUUUCCUGGGGCAUUGCUCGGCGGGCAGAAACACAGGGGAAGGGGGGUGGAAAUUAAUUCUUUUGUAAAAUGUUUUUGGUUUAAACAGAGUAUGUGUGCAGCGAGCGGGGGGGCACGGUGCUGGCGGCGGGGAGCGGGCGGCUCCCCGGAGGAGAUGCGGGGCUGCCCGGGGAGGCCGGGCCAGGCCGGGCGGAGGAGGGAGGCGGCCCCGGGCCUGGGGCAGCGGCGGCCGCUCGGCCCUCGGCGGGGACCGGGAGCUGGUGGAUGAAAAGGCGAAGGGCCAAACCCGAGAAGCGGGGCCGCGGUGCCCGCUGCCUCCCCUGCCCGCCGUGCCCCGCCGCCGCGGCCGGGCCGUCUCCCGUGGGCGGGCGCGGAGUCCGCUCGCUCCUCCGCAGGCAGGCGCGGUCCUUCACCGCGGUUUCGUUGGGUACAUGAUUUUUUUUUUUUUUCCGGCCUGAUCCUUAGGCCUUCAGUUAUUCCCUGGCCCUGAGGUGGACUUUUAAAAUAAGAAAUAACCGGGAAGAAAUUUCUCCCCUCUCUCGGCUCCUGCCUGCCACUCCCCCCCUCCCCUCUCCAUGCAGGGACUCAGCAAAGUAAUUUUGCAAAGGGAACCAGGCUGGAAAGCGCAGGGAGAGAAAGCUUCCAGGCGUCUGGGGCCGGAGCUUCAUGGCUCGGUGAGGGUGAAAUGGAUGGCGAGAAUGGCAUCCAGGUCGGAGAGGGACUGGGGCUGUUUCCCACCUCCCUUAUCUUAUUGUUAUUAUUUUUUUAAAGCUGUGGGAAAGCUCUUCCCACAGACGCCGCCCGUGUAUAACGCGCAUUGCUCCGCACCCCGGCCUCCCUGCUCUAAAUUGCACCGCGCUGACAAAGAGAAAGUCGGGAAAGUCCUUGUGCACUGGCACAAGUUUCUUUAGACCUAAAAAUCUCCUUCGCUGCAGAGAUUUAUUCAGCUUUCGGCUGCUCCGAGAAGUUGAGCUUUAUUAUUUAUUUCUUUUGAAAAAAUGCAACUCCAGGUUAACAAAAAAAAAAAUAAAUGGAGAAAGGGGAAAAAAAGCAGUUAAACCAUGGGACCGGCUGGCGCUGAGGAGGUGAGGAGGCAGCGAUGGGUCAGGCUGCUUCGCGGCCGAGGUCGCUGCCCGCCGGCCCGGCCCCGCUGCUCCCGGCCGCCCCUGUCGUUUGCCCGCGCCAGGGGCCGGCGGCCUUGCAGCUGCGCGCAGGUUUGGAGGGCGAAGCGCGGGGGGCUGCGCAGCGACAGAGCCAGUGGUGGGUCCAUCCCCGGUGCGAAAAUUCCCGUGUUGGGGAAUAUCAACCCAAACCCUCCCUCCGGGAGGGAGAAUACAAUAAAAAAAUAACCUAAGAAAUGCGGUGGAGCCCGGUGCGGGCAGGGAACCGAGCUCUCGUUUGCAAAAGAAAACAAAACAAAUUCCCUUUUCUAUCUCGGCACCUUCCCCCCCUGCCUCCUCGGGAGCCUUUCCGCGCUGCUCCGCGGCCCGGCGAAGCCCCCCCAGCCGCCCGCGUCCCCCCGCAGCGCGGCCAAGGGCAGACCGCAGCCUGCGCGCACGGCCGCGGAUCGCUGCCUUGCAUUAAUCAGCCGGGGCCAUCAGCGGAGCUGGGGCCGGUGGCCCGUAAUUAGGGAGCGUGUGCCGCCCGGAUUAUCUCGUUAGUUUAUCAAGAAAACAUUUAUUAUAAUUAAUUCUCGGACGGGGUAAUUAUUAUUGAGCGAGGGCAGAGCAACUGGUAGCCGGGAUCUUUGCGGAGCGGGGGGGAGGAGGGGAAAAGGUGACAGAUUGCGGAGCGGAGCCGUUGCUCCGCGGGCUGCGGGGCGGCCCCGGGCUGCGCGGCCGCGGCCAAGCAGCUCCGCGGGCGGCCGCGCCGGGCUGGUGCCUCGGCGUGAUGCCGCCGAGUUUAACGGAACGGAGGCACCUGGCGGCCCCCCCCGCCCGACGGCACCCCCCGGCAGCUCCCGGGGCAGGCAGGGCGCUCGGCCGGCUCCCCCUCGCCCGGAUUUCGGCCAACUCUCCUCCCCGCCACAACUUUAGCAUGAUGUCUUAUCUUAAGCAACCACCUUAUGCAGUCAAUGGCCUGAGUCUCACAACCUCGGGCAUGGAUUUAUUGCAUCCGUCCGUCGGUUAUCCCGCCACCCCGCGAAAGCAGCGGCGGGAGCGCACGACCUUCACCCGGGCGCAGCUGGACGUGCUGGAGGCCCUUUUCGCCAAGACCCGCUACCCCGACAUCUUCAUGCGGGAGGAGGUGGCGCUGAAAAUCAACCUGCCCGAGUCCAGAGUGCAGGUAUGGUUUAAAAACCGCCGAGCCAAGUGCCGGCAGCAGCAGCAGCAGCAGCAGAAUGGGGGCCAGAACAAGGUACGGCCAGCUAAAAAGAAGAAUUCGCCGGCCCGGGAAGUGAGUUCGGAGAGCGGGACCAGCGGGCAGUUCACUCCCCCAUCCAGCACCUCGGUCCCCACCAUUUCCAGCAGCAGUGCGCCUGUGUCCAUCUGGAGCCCAGCAUCCAUCUCCCCGCUCUCAGACCCCCUGUCCACCUCUUCCUCCUGCAUGCAGAGAUCCUAUCCUAUGACCUACACCCAAGCAUCGGGCUACAGCCAAGGAUAUGCUGGCUCAACCUCCUAUUUCGGAGGGAUGGACUGUGGAUCUUACUUGACCCCUAUGCACCACCAGCUUCCUGGACCAGGGGCCACCCUGAGUCCCAUGGGUGCCAACGCGGUCACCAGCCACCUCAAUCAGUCUCCAGCCUCCCUCUCCACCCAGGGCUAUGGAGCCUCCAGUUUGGGCUUUAACUCCACCACCGAUUGCUUGGAUUAUAAAGACCAAACUGCCGUCCUGGAAGUUAAACUUCAAUGCUGACUGCUUGGAUUAUAAGGACCAGACGUCGUCAUGGAAGUUCCAGGUUUUGUGAAGAACCUUUGUGAUAACGAGAGAAAUUGCGAUGAGAACGAACAAGCUGGGCUGAACGCUCCAGUUUUUAGUCAGGUCUUGGUUAAAUUAAAGAGAAAAAUAACUCAACAAACAAAUGAACAAAAAAACCAACAGCAACAAGAGGGGGGACAGUGUUGGUAUGAUCCUGUUCAGAUUCAUCUCCUGCUCAGACACUCUGGAAAAGGAAUAAUAAAGAGGAAAAACGGAGAAGGAAGGCCUUAAACGGACAGAUCAUCUAGUGAGCAGAAAACAGACAGACCCAUCUGUGUUCUUUCUAGUUUUAGGCAAUUGUUGGGUUUUCUUUGUUUGGAAGAGGUAGGAGAUCGUCCUACCUAUGGGCCAGUUUUAAAAAAAAAAAAAAAAAAAAAGUAAAAAAAAAAAGUCUAGAUUUUUAUUUCUUUUUUUGUGUGUGCGUGGAAAGAUCCUUCACCCAGAGGUUUCCAAUGUGUUAGCCAACCCUCGGUUAAAAUAUUCGGAAUGGACAACAUCUCUCUUUUUCUCCCUCCUUUUCUCCCUCCCUCUUUCUUUCUCUCUCGCUCUCGAGCUCAUCCAACUGUUUCAUGCCCAACUUGCUCAAGUUGGCACCCGGAGAACUUGGUUCAGGGCUGUGGUGGGUUGUGUGACUGAUUGUCCUAGCUGCACUACUUUAUUUAAAGAUUAAAAAAAAAAAAGAUAAUGUUCAUAAGGAGUCAAUAUGUAGUUUUUAAGAGACAAUCAGUGUGUGUCUUAUAUAAAUGGUACAUCUGUGGUUUUUAAUCUGUGCUAGACUUCAAAACUGUGAUCUCCUGUAUUGUAUGCAACUAUGAACUCUGCACCAGCGGGAGUUCUGCUGUGAUUUAAAUAGGUUAUAAUUAUAAGUGAAAUUCAGAGCAACUGAGUUACCUAUUAUCAUCUUUUUAAAAAUA